AUGUCUCUCCACCACCCCACCAUCGCCAUCUCAGCUCCUGGCAAGGUCUUCCUCGCUGGCGGAUACCUGGUGCUGGACCAGGAGUACACGGCUUUUGUGUUUGGCCUCAAUGCUCGUAUCAACAUCAUUGCAGGGGAAAUUCACACCACUGCUGGGGUGCAGCUCACUGAGAUUGUCGUUGACAGCCCGCAGUUCCUUGAAGCCCAAUGGCGGUAUGGAUACCAUCGGGCGAGUGAGGGCGGCGGCAUCAAGGUGACUCAAUUGCAAGUCGGCGCUCAAAUCAGCCCCAACCCCUUCGUGGAGACAACCCUCAGCUAUGCCCUCACCUACAUCGACCGUGUCGCCGGGCAUCGUUCCAGCCAUAGCAUGACAUCUGCCCGUCUUAUCAUCCUCGCAGAUAACGACUACUACUCUCACUCAGAAUCUGAGAGCACUCGUACAGGCCGCUUCGCCAAGUUCCCUGUGACCCUGGGCGAAGCCAACAAGACUGGUCUUGGUUCAUCUGCCGCUCUUGUUACUUCACUGACAGCUUCGCUCCUGGCUCACUAUCUACCUAAGGACCUCUUCGAUGUUCAGUCUGAUCAGGGAAAGAGGACGCUGCAUAACCUGGCACAGGCGGCUCACUGUGCUGCUCAGGGAAAGGUCGGCUCGGGCUUCGAUGUUGCGACUGCUGUCUAUGGAUCUUGUAGAUACAGACGUUUCUCUCCUGAGACGCUGAGCAAGAUUCCUGAGCCUGGUGCGGCUGGCUUUGCAGAUUCGUUGGUGAAGCUCGUCGACGGCGAGUCUUCGUGGGAUGUUGAGGUUCUCAAGGAUGCCGUGACCAUGCCCAAGGGUAUGGUUCUGCGCAUGUGCGACGUAGACUGUGGAAGCAAGACAGUCGGCAUGGUCAAGAAGGUCCUCGCCUGGAAAGCUGCGAACCCCGACGAAUCCAAGAAGCUCUGGGAUGAGUUGCAGAAGCGUAAUGAGGAGCUGAUUGCUACACUCAACGCUGGUGAUAUCGCGCAGCUGCCAGAGAAGAUCACGGCGGUGCGAGAAAUGAUCAGACAAAUGGGCAGCGCGAGUGAAGUCCCCAUCGAACCCGAGAGCCAGACAGAGCUUCUCGAUGCCCUCAGUACCGUCGAGGGCGUCUACGGUGGCGUCGUCCCUGGAGCAGGCGGUUACGACGCCCUGGCUCUCCUGAUGAAGGAUGAUGACGAGACGAAGCAGCGUGUUGAGGUGUUCCUGGAGAAGUGGGCAAAGGAGAAGGGCACAAAGGUCAAGCUGCUCGGCGUUAAGGGGGAGAUGGAGGGCGUUCGCUCCGAGAGCCUUGAUGUGUACGCCGGUUGGAUCUAA
Fusarium sp. VM40 is the source of this 1332-nucleotide messenger RNA. Lineage: Eukaryota; Fungi; Ascomycota; Sordariomycetes; Hypocreales; Nectriaceae. The record is from the annotation of a GenBank genome assembly.